Molecule: messenger RNA, 1979 nt
Organism: Salmo salar (Atlantic salmon)
Lineage: Eukaryota; Metazoa; Chordata; Actinopteri; Salmoniformes; Salmonidae
Source: RefSeq, a predicted model, not a curated record
GAAAUACAAGUCAAUAGGCUACCUAUGAAGCUACGAGGACAGAGAGUGUAGAAGAGAAAACGAACUCGUAUUGUUACAGGUAGAGAGUUUCACUUGAAUGAUCAAAACGGCAAGAGUCAGACAAACGGCAACCCUCAACAUGUCCAACCGGUACAUGUCAACAGCUCGUAGACACGGUUUAGCUGAGGUGCAUCUCUCGACGCCAGGAGCUGUAUCUGGCCAAAUAAACCAGGACUUCUAUAUCUCUCAUCUGAUUCGUCAACUUGAAGACUUGGACAUGUCAAGUGGCGUCAGAGCACAGAAGAUAUUUCCAUCAACACUCAAUUCAAGUAUCUACCUGACCACCUGCCGUAGCCCAUCAGAGUCUGUCCAGAGCCAACCACAGAGAGCCCAGUUCAGGAUGAUCCACAGACGACCAACGAUCAACAUCCAUCAUCUCAACAGCAGGCUACGGCACCCGAGUUUCACCAAACAUAACCAAGGGGAGGGCCGGGACACAAGCUCCAGUGAGUCUCUGAAAAUCACACCUGUCCAGGCGGCUUACACUGUCAAUUCGAGGGACAGGAGAAAGGGCAAUGCAGAGAGGAGGGUAAAGACAUUCUACUGUUGGGGCCCAAUGAAUGACAGAACAGGGCUUUGGUCAGGAACCAGCACUGAUGGCUCAAAGCGAAACGGUAGCAGCACACCGGCGGACAUCCACUCUGAUGCCAGCGAUCUAUCCGACCAAGAGAAAGGGGGUGCCCAGGCCCACGAGUGGGUCACGCCCGAAGUGGAGCUCCGGUUGAGGCCUGAACCUUUCGACUUAGACCUGGACUCUGACUUGCACUUCUCGGAGUCGUCGGAGGCCCAGUCGCCAUUUGCAGAGGUGCUCCCUGCAUCUCUGAAAGUGUUGGAUCUGACCCGGAGUCUGCCCAGCACGGCCGAUUGGGAAAGUCGCCAGAGCCUGCACAUGCGAGAGCCUUCAUUGGUUGCCAUCGUAAGCAGACUAUCUGAGAUGGAGGAUCUGCAGGCGGCCACAGUACAGCGAGAGCUGACCAAAACGGGCCGGUGUCGGCCGGCUACGGCCGUCAGCUUGACCAGGAGCACUUCUCGCUUGAGGAAAGCAGAUUCAGUUGUGUCCAGUGUAACGGAACUGAGCCUGUCUCGCGACUCACGCACUAGGCCGACUUGUGCUCCUUACAAACAGAAUUGCAUCAGGGUGGGCGCAAGGCCACAUACAGUCUUUAAGAGGCCCUGUUCCAGCUCAGCCAAACUAAACAGAACAGAGACCCUUGUCCAGGUCCAGUCUUGGGGUGAGGGAUCGACACCAAAACCUACAGGUUGCACCAAAAUCAGAAAAGCCAAAGCGAGCAAGAAAGGCACAUUGACCUCCUACAGAGUGUCACCACCAAGCUCUGCAAAAAAUAAAACUAAAGCCAGGGACUUGAGAAAGGCUUAACAAUUUGGAGACAGGGAUUACACAGACUGUGCAUUUAGAAAGCCUUUUCCUUUGACAGGGUGUUUCCUGAUCACUGCACAAUGUUCUCGAAGUAGAACAUGACAGCUGAGUGAACUAGUGUACCAGUCAAUGAAUGUACAAAAUAUCUCGUCAGACCUUACCUGAACCCUUUGGUGUCAUAACGAUAUAACAUGUCAAAGUCAGGCAAUGUUAUCUAUGUAGGUACUGGAAGCUAGUUGACUAGUGGGAAUUAGAAUGCCUAAAUAACACUUUUUUGUUCAGGGUCCAAAUUAUACAAACUCUUAGGUGUGUCAAAAUCUUGACUAUUUUGAGUGUGUCCACACUGAUGUUUAAGUUCAUAUUCUAGCACCCCUUAAAUUCAAACCAUGGUUGAGCCAUGUUUAUUUUAAGUCAGUUGUCAUUAAGCAGACAGGCUAAGUCAUGAUUGUUUUGUGACAGCUUGUCAUUAAGGCAACACGAUUAUGUAGACUAUGACAGCAUCCAAGUAAACUUUUAUCAAAGAAACUCAAAAUCUUCUGGU